Phytomonas sp. Hart1 is the source of this 549-nucleotide messenger RNA. Lineage: Eukaryota; Euglenozoa; Kinetoplastea; Trypanosomatida; Trypanosomatidae. The record is from the annotation of a GenBank genome assembly.
AUGGUCUGGGACCCGGCAAGGGGGCGGGUGGAGUACUACGCCAGGGUCCGCGUUGAGGUCCCACAGCGCGACGGCGAGAACGCCCUCUACGCCAAGGACCAGCUCGAGACUUUUGACAUCGCAAACUACCCCAGUGCGCUCGAGAAGAAGAUCACCCUUAUCAAGUACUUCACGUCGUACCUGGGUCGUACACAUAGUACCGGGAAUGAUAAGGUUAAGGUGGUGCGCUGUUCACGCUAUUCGGAGUUGGAUUCCCCGCCACAGUCGGACCCGCAUGCGACGGAGAACGUAGUCUACGUCAAGCGCUGGCUUCACACGGACGAGGCCAUCGUCUUCCGACUUUCAAACAAAACCGUUCAGGUGUGCUUUAAGGACGGGGCGGAAAUUAUCCUGAGCUCGGAAUGGAGCGUCGUGACCUACACAGAUCCCGCCGGUAACCGCCAAACCCUAGCCCUGGCAACAGUCACAACGGAGUCCGAAGAAGCGGCGUCUCGUUUACAUUACGCUAAAACUAUUCUUCACCAAUUGAUUAAGGAACACUAUUUUUAG